AUGAUGGGCAAUCCGGGCAUUGUGUUCAUCUUGAUCGUUCUCGGGCUCUUGACGACGGCCAUCAUCGUCCAUGUCUCGAGCACCAACCUCUUCCUCCCGACCGCUCCCUUCCUGUCUAUUCUUCCCAUCCUGCUGCCCAUCAUCGGCACCAUCAACGCCUUCUACUAUCCGCGUCUGCUCUUCAACGCGAGCGGUUCCACGGCCCGCGCCCAGCAGCUCUUCCCCACCAUUAUCCAGACUCUGCAGGGCAUCCUAACCACCGCCAUCGCCGUCCUCCUGUUGCAGUCCGCCCUGCCCGGAGAUGACUUGAACUGCGCUCUAUCCACCCGCUGGCAGCGCAUGUUUUCCGCCAAGGACGAGUCCUCUAUUCGAAGCAUCCAGGAUAGCCUCGACUGCUGCGGCCUGAACAGCGUCAAGGACCGCGGCUGGCCGUUCGCCGGCAAUGUCCGAUGCGCUGAAAGGUUCAGUCGCGACACGCCCUGCGUUGGCCCAUGGCGCGAGGCGACCGUGAGGAUCUCGGCCAUCGAUCUUGGUAUCGUCCUGGCCGUCGGCGUCUUGCAGGUCCUCACUUUGCUCUUCAUGCAGAGCGCCAGCAACUGGAGACACGCUUGGUGGGCACAGGGCUGGAGCCAUCUAUCCGAACGUCCCAUCGAGGAGCGCGAGCGCAUCCGACCUCUUCUCACCGCUGCCGCUGCAGCCGUCGAAACAGCGCAGAACGACAGCGGCGAUGAAUCGGACGUGCCCGUCUCCUACCGCGACCUCAGUCCGCGCUACGGUACCACAGAUGAGGGCUACCGGGGUCGACCUCGCGCCGCCUCUGGCCGCAUUGAACCAUCGUCUUUGAGGAAUGUCUGGGUGGGCGACUAA
Molecule: messenger RNA, 867 nt
Organism: Colletotrichum destructivum
Lineage: Eukaryota; Fungi; Ascomycota; Sordariomycetes; Glomerellales; Glomerellaceae
Exons: 4
Coding region: 1-867 (288 amino acids)
Source: RefSeq, a predicted model, not a curated record